Molecule: messenger RNA, 335 nt
Organism: Babjeviella inositovora NRRL Y-12698
Lineage: Eukaryota; Fungi; Ascomycota; Pichiomycetes; Serinales
Exons: 1
Coding region: 32-220 (62 amino acids)
Source: RefSeq, a predicted model, not a curated record
CCCAUAAUGAUAAUAAAGCUACAAUGGGCUCAUGUCAAAUAAUAUCUCUACCGUGAACCACAGAGUAAAAACACGCUUAAAAAGAGACAUCCAGUUCAGGUAUAAAAGCUAUCUUGAUAAGUUCACAUGUUCAACUACUCUGAUGUGUUCAGUUCUGCGAAAAUACCCCGUAUCGAAGUUGUCACGGAGGUUACAUAAUCUUAACAUCUAUACAUUUUAAAGUUACUCGAUCAUUAGAAAAAUAGUUCAAUUAUAUACCUAUACCGAUAUCUAUUUUUACUUAAUCCAACUGCAAGGCCCAAGACACUGGUUACAAGAUUCAAUACGAGGAUAAG